AUGCAGCACACGUCGGCAAGCCCCGCGACUAUUCCACAAGCGUCGCCGCGCCCUGCGCACUCCUUGGCCGUGAUAGAGGAGCUCCUGCGUGAGAACACAACUCUCAAGGCGCGCCUCCAGCUGUCGGAUGAGCAGCGCGUAACACAGGAAGUCCUGCGGGAGCAGCUCCACCGCUUCUUCGAGUGUGUCGCGGCGCACGAGCAGGCUAGUCAGAAGGUGCUAACAGACCAGUGGCAGGAUGACGGGGAGAAGAGCAACGCGCCAGAUGACGGCGCCGGGGUAGCCCGCCCGUCUUUUAUGAACGCCGCCGUGUCAGAAGUCCUGCGCCGCAUGCAGGAGGAGAAGCGGCAAGCCGAGGCGGCCCUCGCGCAGCUGCAGAGCGACACGGUGGCACCCCUGCACGCGCAGCUGGAGGCAAUGGAGAAGGAGAAGCAGCAGCUCGUGGCGCGGGUAGCGGAGCUGGAGAUGUCCAUGUCGAGCACGCCCGCCCCGCCCCUGAUGGCUGAGCUGAGGCAGCUGAGGGAAACCGAAGCACUGCUGCGACAGCAGUUGCAGGAGUGCCAAGCGUCCACCGCCGCCACCGUCGGCACAUUUCUGUCCACCGUGGAAAAUAGUCUUCUCGCUGCUCGGCAGGUUCCGGAGCUAAUCCACGCGAUGGAGACCAUCAAGGAAAAUGUCCGCACCAACCAGACAAUGCAGGCAGCCCAACGGGUGCUUCUUGAGGAGAUGGAGCGCCGACAUGCCAUCGAGCACGAAAUCGAAGAGACGUACCGAAGGGAGGAGGCGAAAGUGCUGAGAGAGCGCAUCGCCAGCCUCGAAGAUGAAGUGAGCGCUGCCGCGGAACGUGAGGAAGCUUUCGCGUCGGAGCGGGGGGGCAUGGAAGCACAACUGGCCGCCGCGCAGGACGCGAUUCGCCAGCUCACACAGCAGCACAGCGAGGAGCAGGUAGCCUUAGCUCAGAAGCGCCAGCGAGCCGAGCAGGACGCGAGCAGCAACCCGACGUCGAUCCGUGGCGAGCUGACCAAGUUCUGGUACGAAGGCCGUGACCGCAUCCGCGAGCUGGAACGGCAGUUGCAGACGAUGCACACGGCAGAGGCCAACCUGCGCGUCUCGCAGGGCCGUGUGGCACAGCUCGAGCAGCGCAAGGCGGCCUUGCUCGGCAAUCUUGCCGCUCUCGCCGCGGAGGUAGAUCGCCGGCGCGAGGAGGAGAAGAAGCUGCGUGCUCAGUGCGCCGGCGUCGAGGCGGAGCGGGAUCGGCUGCUGAUAAGCGUCGCGAAGAUCACCGGCUCACAUAUCUCGGAGACGGAGCUGCGGGACUGCUGCAGAACUAUCCGGGAGGCCGCGACACGGGUUGCGGCUGCGAGCGCCACUGUCGUAGCCGACCCACAGGCCAUUGAGGAGGCGCUGCGCCGUGCACAGAAGCUGAAGAGCGAGGUGGCACAGCUUCAGCGGCAGAAGGACCAGCUUCAGCGCUUCCUCGAGCUUCAUGAGGAUCGUGUGCAGGCACUGCUGGAGCAGGAGGCGUUCCUGCAAGUGCGAGACUCGAAGGGCGGGCCUGCUACGGCCACCUCUCCGGAGAUGGGCAGCAACACAUCGAUCAAGGGAGCACCGGAGGCGGCGAGUGCGACUGCCUUUUCGCUGCCGCAGUUUCUCGAGCACAUCCGGCAAGGCGCCAACGAUGUCUUUCUCCAGAACGAGGAUGCCGCCGUGCGUGCCGUGAGGCCCGGUGGAAAGCGGGGCUCCAACAGACACGCCAACGCCAGCGGCGAGGUCAGCCAUGACAGCUCCGUGACACCGCACCGCGACUCCUUCUUGUCGCUGCACCAGCAGUUUGUCCAGAGUCAAGAGAGGCUGCUCGCCUCGCACCGUGACCUGCUUGAGGCGCGUAAUGAGAACCGACGUAUACAGGCUGAGCUGGACAGCACACGCAGCGAGCAUGCGGCAGCUGCGGCGACAGAGGAGAAGGCGCGCCGCUCCAUGGAGGCGGCCAACACGGCGCUCACGCACCGCACGACGAGCCUCACAAACGAACUGCAGGAGCUACAGCGUCACUACACCUCCGCGGUGACGAUGGUGCGCACCACGUUGGAGGGUCUGUCCAACGUGCUGCAGCUCUACCACCAGUCGGAGCUGCACGCGGAGAAGCUGCGCGAGAUGGUGCAGCAGGAGCGGCGGGACAUGAGUGACAUGCUACGGCGCGAGGCGGCGUCUUGGAGCGUCGGCACGGGCACUGACAGUCACACGAAUGCACAAGAGGCUCAGCACUCGGCUGCGGCCGAGAGAAUCACGGCGGCGCUGCGGGACAUGGGGGCGUACAUCGCCGAGGCGGUGGCCGAGACCACCCGGCAGGCGACUCAGGACCAGACCAGCUACAUUGGGAAGCUCGUCAAGGCUAUUCAGCAGCAGGAGGAACGGGUGCAGGCGGCCAAGGCAGCCUUCGAGGCCUCGGCGCAGGCGCAGGCGAGCAGCCUGGCCGAGCGUAUCAGCGCUGCGCAGCAGCAAUGGGAGUCGGAGUGGAAGGUCAAGUAUCAAGCCAUGGAGGCGGAGCGGGUGCAGAGCGUCAUGCAGCAGCACGCGAGCGUCGUUCUCCAGCGCGCACUGGAGCAGGCUGUAACGACGCCAGCAGCAGCAUCGUCUGCGGCGUCGCCGAACAGCACGGCGUCGGCGCCUCCGGAGGUGGAGGAGUCAACGGUGCAUAUGACCGACACCCUGCAGGUGAUUCGAAGCUUUUUGGCGCAGGCCCGCCAGCGUCAAGCGCAGCAGCAGCAGCAGCAGCAGCAGCUACAGCAACAAGAGAAGCAGACCGUCUCGGCACCAACCUCAUCUGCAGCCGUGCAGACGGCGGCAGCCGCUACGUCGGUCGCCCCGGCCGGUGCACCGGCACCACCCGCCUCAACGGCUAUCUCGCUUCCCACUGACGCUCAGCCACCUCAGUCGUUGACUCCUCCAUCGAUCAUUGCAACCGCCAAGAUACCCAACGCGGGUGCAGAGCUAAGCACGGCUUCUUCGUCUAUGGCGAAGGAGAACGACGGGGCGGAUACAAGCACCUCUUUCCCUCAGCUGCACAGCGCCCCUGCAGUUUCAGCGCCAACGACAGACUCUACUGCGCUCGCCGCCGAGCAUGCGCCUCGCGAGGCGCCAGCAGAGAACGAAGAGGCGGAGACAUCCACACAGGAAGCGGAGAUUUCCGGCGACUCAGGCCCCUCUGCGCCAUCGGACGAAGAGCAUCCACCCUCGCAUCCUGCUACUCCAGAUGCGCAGCUUGACGAGACGGAUGUGCAGGCAGAGCCGCAAGAAUCGAUGGGGGAUGCGACUGCAGGUGCCUCACAGCGGGGCGCUGAGGAGGAGAACGAAGAGGCGUUGCCCAGCCCACCUUCCUCGCUGCCGGAGGAGGGCGAUGAUCCGGAACGGAAGACUUCCGAAGAGGAUGCGUGA
Messenger RNA from Leishmania major strain Friedlin, 3435 nucleotides. RefSeq lists its product as hypothetical. Bases 1 to 3435 code for a protein of 1144 amino acids. The record is from RefSeq and is a predicted model, not a curated record. Lineage: Eukaryota; Euglenozoa; Kinetoplastea; Trypanosomatida; Trypanosomatidae. The transcript has a single exon.